Messenger RNA from Gossypium raimondii (Peruvian cotton), 673 nucleotides. RefSeq names its product glutaredoxin-C11. NCBI's taxonomy places the organism in Eukaryota, Viridiplantae, Streptophyta, Magnoliopsida, Malvales, Malvaceae. The record is from RefSeq and is a predicted model, not a curated record. Bases 150 to 458 code for a protein of 102 amino acids. The transcript has a single exon.
GCUAAGCCUUAGCACACGCAUACGUAUAGCUUCCAAAAACCCUAAGCCUGCUCACUUAUUUGCCCGUUUCAUCUUUCUUUUGCUAGCUACUUUUUAGGUGCCUGCAUUAAAUUGUUAGCUGCAUUAAAGAACGCUAUCAGCUUGUGGUAAUGGACAAGGUAAGAGACCUGGCAUCGAAGAAGGCUGCUGUGAUAUUCACAAAGAGCUCAUGCUACAUGUGUUACAGCAUCAAGACACUUUUUUAUGAGCUUGGUGCUAGCCCAGCUAUCCAUGAGCUCGACCAUGAUCCUAGCGGGAGAGAUAUGGAGUGGGCUCUAAGAGGGCUAGGGUGUGACCCCUCAGUCCCAGCCGUGUUCAUUGGUGGAAGAUUUGUAGGCUCAGCCAAAGAUGUCAUAUCCCUUCAUGUAGAUGGAUCACUGAAACAAAUGCUCAUGGAUGCAAAGGCCAUAUGGUUCUAGCACUGGAUACAACUUAAUAAUUGCCUACUCAAUUGGCAAUUAAACUUAGUAACUACCGUGAAAAAUAAAUCCAAAUACAAAGAGACAAAAGAAAAUGUCUGUAUUAGGGGCUUUGCUUUUUUUUUUCUUGAGUUCCUUCAAUACACUGUAUAUGAUAAAACAUGAACAGCCUAACACAAUAAUUUUAAAAAAAGAUAAUAAUGUUUGAAAAUUUA